AUGGGGAAGGGUUGCAAUCAGAGUUUCAGUGGAAGGAACAAGAAGAGCGAAAUUUAUGAAGAAGAAAGGGCAAAGAAAAGAGAAUAUGAGAUGAAGUAUAUGGGCAAAAGGGGAACACAGAACCCGUGUUCCCCUUUUGCCCAUAUACUUCAUCUCAUAUUCUCUUUUCUUUGCCCUUUCUUCUUCAUAAAUUUCGCUCUUCUUGUUCCUUCCACUGAAACUCUGAUUGCAACCCUUCCCCAUCCCCUCCGGUCAUCCCCUUCGGACAACGCCUCCGCUAGAGACAUCGCCUCCGGCAGCGAAGCCCUCCGGCUUUCUCUUCGACGCCGGUUAUCUUCUGCCCCUUUCUUCUCCAGCUCCGAUCAUGUCUGCAAUGUCACCGUCGUCGUCAUCUUCGCCUCCGUCUUCCGCUGCUUCGUCACCCUUUUCCGCUGCUUCGCCUGUGCUGCCUUUGCCUCCGACAUCUUCUGCAGGAGCAGGAAGCUCUUGUAUGCAGAACUGUGCUUAUACCUUGGAUUGGGGAAAAAGGAAUUAAGGCGAAAAUGGGAUCGAAUGGAGGAAGAUGACAAAUGGGUUUUGGCUGAAGAAUUCGUUUCAAAUUAG
Lactuca saligna is the source of this 603-nucleotide messenger RNA. Lineage: Eukaryota; Viridiplantae; Streptophyta; Magnoliopsida; Asterales; Asteraceae. The record is from the annotation of a GenBank genome assembly.